Musca vetustissima is the source of this 309-nucleotide messenger RNA. RefSeq names its product CDC42 small effector protein homolog (gene Spec2). The transcript has 2 exons. NCBI's taxonomy places the organism in Eukaryota, Metazoa, Arthropoda, Insecta, Diptera, Muscidae. Gene Ontology annotation, cellular component: plasma membrane. The record is from RefSeq and is a predicted model, not a curated record. Gene Ontology annotation, biological process: regulation of Rho protein signal transduction. Bases 55 to 309 code for a protein of 84 amino acids. Gene Ontology annotation, molecular function: small GTPase binding.
AGUCUCUAAUCUACAACCGUGGCUAAUAACAGUAAAUCGAAUAGACGCAACAAAAUGGCCAAUACCGGUGAUAUUUGGUUACAAUGGUUCUCCUGCUGUUUUCAUCAGCCACAAUCACCAUCACGACGAAGACAUCAACGGCUGCGCAUCGAUCGUUCAAUGAUCGGCAAUCCAACCAAUUUUGUACAUACCGGUCACAUUGGUUCCGCCGAUGUGGAGCUGUCCACAAAUCAUUUGAAUGCAAUACAGACACAAAUGCAAAGUAAAGGUGGCUAUGAAAUGAAUUCAAUACAACUUCAGGCUUGCUGA